Cylindrotheca closterium is the source of this 1641-nucleotide messenger RNA. Lineage: Eukaryota; Bacillariophyta; Bacillariophyceae; Bacillariales; Bacillariaceae. The record is from the annotation of a GenBank genome assembly.
AUGACCUCUUCGGACAACUCUGUAGAAGAGAAAAUGGAGUUUUCCGACGACAAAAGCCCCAACACUUCUGAAAAUGGCACAGACUCCUCCCGACCAAACAAACGCGCUCGUCUGGAUGCUUCCGAGACUGAGGCGAUUGAUAAAUCGGCAGCCCCGUCCACAAGUAAGGAGGAAGGAAAUAUCACUUUAGCAGAUCCUGCCUUGUUGGAACACGCCAAGACGCGCCUGUCCAAGUGGGCGGCACGAUUGUUCGAUCCAGAUCGGCCGCGAGGGCUGGUGCAAGGACCGAUAACGAUUCCCUUGAACGAUGAAUUUCUCACUGCCUUUGGAAAACGAGAGAAGGAAUACGAUGAGAAAACUGGAAAUGUUUUGAAUUUGGAUUCCACCAUUGCGAGCGAUGAUGAAAACGAUGACAUUGAUGAAGAAGCACAAAAACAAAAGCAGGCAGCACAAGAGAAGAAGGAGAAGGAAAAGGCUGCCAAGGAAAAAAGAAAAUCCCGAACCAAGGUCAAGAUUUCUAACCUCGCUUAUCGAACGUCUUCCGAAGCCUUGACUACUGCCUGUCAGCAGUUCGGUCCCUUGGUGGAAGUCAAGCUGAUUCUGGAUGGUGACAAAGAACCGACUCCAAAUAUGCAAAACUCGGGACGUGGGUAUAUUACUUUUGAAACUGCCGAAGAUGCCGAGGCUUGCAUGGAAGGUCUUCAAUCCUUAGAUGGAAGACCGGUUCGAUUGAACCUGGCCAAUGUCAAGCCACAAGGUGGUGCUGGCAAGAGUGGGGCCUCCUCAUCGUCUGGCCCCCCACGACCGGCAUCCGCUCUGAACCGGUCGCUCGAAAAGGACAUUUCCACUAUUUGCUAUCGUUGUAGUGGAGUGGGCCAUAUUGAAGGAGAUUGUCCCAAUCCGGCCAAGCCAAAACCCUGUCCACUCUGUGGGAGUACUGAACAUAUCAUGUAUCAAUGUCCAUACAAGCAAAUUUGUUUCAAUUGCGGUACUCCGGGCCACGUCUCUCGUGCCUGCACUUAUCAACGAGGAUUGCCCCGCCGUAUUUGCUGCAGUAUCUGUUUGUAUCCGGGCCAUCACCAGUCACAAUGCAGAGCUGGAGAAAAGUAUAUCCACCGUGAUCCCAAUAUGAUGGAUAUUAUGAAGGGAGCAACGAGCCUCAAGUGGUUCCAUGGACUACAGGGUAUCACCUGUAACAAUUGCGGUGCUCAAGGUCAUUUUGGUUGGGAGUGCCCCAGACCGAAGGUACACCAUUUAGUGCAAGAUAACGAGUUGGCUGCCAACGAGAUUGCACGCGCCACGGCUGAUUCCAUGGCCGAACAGCUGGAACAGGAACGAUCGCGGAAUCGCGGUCGGGAUCACAACCGCGGUGGUAAUAACCGGAGAAGAGAAGUUCAAAGUUUACCACCAACUCGAGGUGGUGGUGGUGGUGGUGGACGACGAAAUAGUAGUGGUAAUGGUCGGGGAUACGAUACUGGCAGUGGCGGUGGCAACAACAACAACAACAACAACAACAACAACAACAACAACAACAACAACAAGAAACGCAAGAACAAUAAUGGAGGCGGUGGUGGCAAUCGACGAAACAGUCGUGGGUAUGACACCAAUGGGGGCAGUCGGAAACGAUCUAGGGGACACUGA